This is a messenger RNA of Anguilla anguilla (European eel), 1693 nucleotides long. Its product is annotated as cytochrome P450 2K6-like. Gene Ontology annotation, molecular function: heme binding; iron ion binding; oxidoreductase activity, acting on paired donors, with incorporation or reduction of molecular oxygen, reduced flavin or flavoprotein as one donor, and incorporation of one atom of oxygen. Bases 1 to 1170 code for a protein of 389 amino acids. Gene Ontology annotation, cellular component: intracellular membrane-bounded organelle; cytoplasm. The transcript is spliced from 8 exons. Lineage: Eukaryota; Metazoa; Chordata; Actinopteri; Anguilliformes; Anguillidae. Gene Ontology annotation, biological process: xenobiotic metabolic process. The record is from RefSeq and is a predicted model, not a curated record.
AUGGUACUGGAGACCUCCCGUAUUAUUUUUGGACAUGGGGAUUCAUGGAAAACUAUCCGUAGAUUCACACUAACAGUCCUACGUGACCUUGGAAUGGGAAAGCGGAAUAUUGAGGAAAAAAUCAUCGAGGAAUCUGAACACCUGGUGAAGCAGUUUGAAGCAAAAAAAGGUGAACCGUUUCUGACAACAAUUCCUAUUAACGCAGCUACAUCUAACAUUAUAGUCUCCCUGAUUAUGGGGAAAAGGUUGGAAUAUGAAGAUGAAAUUUUCAUUAAACUUUUGACUUUGAACAGUGAGAACUUCAGACUUGUUGGAGGCCCAUAUAUACAGUUGUACAACAUGUUUCCUGUGUUGCACCCCUUGCCUGGACCACAUUAUAAAGUUAUAGAACACCAGAAUAUUCUGAAGGACUUUUUCAGACAGAUUUUCAUCCAACACAGAGAAGUCCUUGAUGAGAAUGACAAAAGAAGCUACAUCGAUGCUUUCAUGAGCAAGAUGGAGGGGGAAAAGAACCACUCAUACUCCCACUUCCACGAAAUGAACCUCCUGUGUACUGUCACAAAUCUUUUUGUGGCUGGAACAGAGACCACGUCUAGCACCCUUUCCUGGGCUCUCUUGAUCCUGAUCAAGCACCCCAACAUCCAGAUGAAGGUCCACGAGGAGAUUGACAGGAUCAUUGGAGGGGCGAAGCCCAGAGCUGAGCACCGGCAGAUGAUGCCCUUCACAGACGCUGUGAUUCACGAGGUUCAGAGGUUUGCCGACAUCCUCCCCAUGGGCCUGCCUCAUGAAACAACCUGUGAUGUAGACCUCAGGGGCUACUGUAUACCCAAGGGGACUUACAUUAUCCCACUGCUGAGAUCAGUACACCGGGAUAAGAACCACUGGGAGAAGCCAGACCACUUCUACCCACCACAUUUCCUCAAUGAGCAGGGGAAGUUUGUCAAACGAGAAGCCUUCAUGCCAUUUUCUGCAGGCCGCAGGGUAUGCGUUGGAGAGAUGCUGGCCAGGAUGGAGCUGUUCCUGUUCUUCACGUCUCUGCUGCAGAACUUCUCCUUUCACGCUGCUGAAGGGGUGAAUGGGGAAGACAUCGACCUGUCCCCGACUGGGGGUCUGACCCUUAGCGCCCCGAACAUCCAGGUGCGCGCCCUGGCCCGAAACAUAAACGUCUAGGUGCCCCUCCGCUAGCACCAGUCUGUAAUGCAAUCCCAGACCGCCCUCAUAUUAAUCUAUGUGUAGGAUAGAGACCACUCCUAUAUUUAAGGGCAUUUCAUGUCUACUGUAAGCACAACAACUAGAUGCCAUUAGCUAUAUAGCUUUAGAAAACAUCAAUUUGUGGAAUUUAAUUUUUUCAGAAAUACAGCAAUUUGUGGGAUUAGGUGGUCUUCUCAGGGUCAUCCUUGUAUCAUCACAGGCACCAACACACUAGUUUCCCAGACAGGCACUCUCAUUGAACAUGUUAGAAUUUAGGUGUGGAGUAUCUUUUAAUUUUAGGGCUGUUAACGUGGUGAUGGUUUACAUUUUGUCAAAUUGUUAAAAUGGUGUAUUCAACAUAUUUGUCACAAGUCUAUUUCCAAUUGAAUAUCUGAAACACUCCUGUUUUUCUCAGGUAACGGAGUAAAAAUACCUUUUUGUAAGUUCCAAGAACGUUGCAAACCACUGAACAAAUGUGCAUUAAAUUUUUCAUAGAGGAGUA